UGGUCGCGGCGAACGUGCCGGGCGUUACGCUCAUGGACACUUUAUUUUCAUUCACGAAACGUUGGCAUUCAAUGAACUUAGAUAGAUACACCUAUUUAUUCAUUAUACUGAUAUAGUCUCUACUAUCGGUGCUUUGUGUCUGUUCAUGUUACCAAUACGAUUUGUUUUUUUUAAACGAAUACCUAGAGCUCUAACAUUUUCGAGCAAGUUGUUUCGAUGUGUGAAUUCUGAAGUUGUUCGCAGUGCUUUCAGUGUCAGCUGUGUAAGCUCGUUUGUUGUCCCUCUCUGUUGACACCAAAGGGAAAGAGAGGUCGGACUGCACCGAGCACUUUUGUUUUCAUGAUUUUCUUUACUGAAAAAUAGAGCGAACUGAUGAAAUAAAUCGCUUUCUAUAUCUUGUGCAUACAAGAAUAUUUUAAGUAAACAAGGAACAUUCACACCACCCACGAAGCAAGAUAACGCAGCGUCCCGUCCACAAAACGUAAUCUGGUACACGGUAACAGGAAACGAUGAAGAUAGAGUCCUCAUCGUAGAUAUAUCAUAGAUGAGAGACAACUUUCACAUCAUUGACACUAUUAUGGUUAGCUGACGAUUGCCUAGCGAUUCGAGAAUGAUUAUAAUAAUGUCAACAAACUUACCCACUGCCAUACAUACAGACAGACGUAGUGUAUGUAAAAACAAUAAUUUUAUAACUGCCAUAAGAUCACCAGAGUAUUCUCCCGUAGAUAAUACAAUGACUGCAGCGCAUGAUAAUGGUGCUGGCCUGGUGAUAAAAGAAAUAUGCCAAGUAAGAAAUACCUGUAGAGAAAUGACCAAUGAUAAUCAUUCCAAUGAUAAUUUAGUGGAAAUUUAUGAAACGACUGAUUUAGAUAGAUGUAGAAUACUAAAUAUGGAUAAUUACGAAUAUAAAGAAACGAUCGAAAGGCGAGAUUCACACAUAAUCAGAGAAUUAAAACGAAACGAAAUGCAUACUAAAAGAUACGUAUAUGGAAAAGAAUCGAUUAUCGAAAAAAGGAUGGAAGUUAAUAUGUACAGAUCAGGACAGGCCACUGAUUUCAAAUUUAAAUUCAUCCGGGAUGUACGGCAGUGCACAGGAGCGGUUGGGAGGACAAUGGGCGUAUGCGUGCAAGUUAUUGCCGUCAUAGGAUUAUUGUUGACAAUGAUGGCGACUUGUGAUGCGGCGCCGGUGAGUUCCCGACUGGAGCGCAAUGCACAUUCACAUGUGAGAAAUUACUUGCAGACGUUCGGGUAUCUCAAAAUAGGUCAACCGGAAAAUCUUAAACUUGGAAAUUCAACGGAAUACGAGGAUAAUUUUAAGAUUGCUAUAAAAACGUUACAGGAAUUCGGCGGUAUUCCAGUAACGGGUAAAAUCGAUGAAGCUACCGCCAAUUUGCUCAAACAAAAGCGAUGUGGACGUCCAGACAGGGAAAUUGGACACGAAGAAAAUGGCAGGAGAAGAAAGAGAUUUGCAGUGCAGGGCGAGAAGUGGAAACAUACCAACUUGACUUGGAGUUUGAAUUCAAAGCAACGACCGUCUCAGCUCGACCCCUACGGCACCAGAAGCGUCCUCGCACGUGCCCUCGACGUCUGGCAGCAGGCAUCCAGACUUACGUUCAGAGAGAUCAAUUCAGAUAAGGCCGACAUUGUAGUCUCGUUUGCUAAGGGUUACCAUGACGAUUCAUAUCCGUUUGACGGACGUGGGCUGAUUCUAGCACAUGCGUUCUUCCCGGGUACAGGACGAGGCGGCGACGCGCACUUCGAUGACGAUGAACUGUGGCUGUUGCAUCCAAAGGAUGAUGAUGAAGGUACUUCUCUAUUCGCUGUGGCUGCGCACGAAUUUGGACAUUCCCUGGGCUUAAGUCACAGUUCAGUCAAAGGAGCACUUAUGUUUCCUUGGUACCAAGGCAUCCAACCCAAUUUUGUACUUCCCGAGGAUGAUCGUAAUGGCAUCCAGCAGAUGUAUGGUCCAAAAGUCAGAAAACCAUGGGCGAAAAUACCAUAUUAUCCAAUAGAAACUCCACCCCCAACAACCACAACAACCACGACAACGACCACCACAACAACGAAAAGACCUUACGUGCACCACCAUCACAAUAGGCACCCGUACCAUAGAAACGAUUAUACACCAUAUCCACGCCACAAAUAUCCAACCUACCCUGACAGAACUAACCCCGAACGGCAUCCUUACAACCCCGACCGUCGCCAUUACAAUGCAUCAGAAGAACAUCCAAGAAGAACAAACAAUCACUACCCUCGGCCCGAAACAACUACGCAUUAUUAUCGUCCCCGUUAUCCACAAGUAAACACUGACUACCCAAGGUAUCCUAGGCCACAUUAUCCAACUGAUCCGAGACAUGAUUAUCCUAGAAGACCUUACUAUCCUCCGAGACCAACAACUUCUAGACCUACUCCACCGCCUAACAAACCGGACACGUGUAACACUAAUUAUGAUGCUGUGGCACUUAUACGAGGAGAACUGUUCAUUUUCAAAAAUAGGUAUCAUUGGAGAAUAGGAGAACAGGGUCGUUAUGACGGAUAUCCAAUGGAUAUAUCGAGAAUGUGGUCAGGAUUACCAAAAAAUUUUACACAUGUCGAUGCAGUUUACGAGAGGCCAGAUAAAAUGAUCGCAAUCUUCAUAGGAAAAGAACUUUACUUGUUUGACAUACAAAACUUAUUGCCUGGAUAUCCAAAACCACUGAGUGAACUUGGAUUACCAGCAGGUUUAGAAAAGUUGGACGCAGCUAUGGUGUGGGGACAUAAUAGCCAAACUUACUUUUUCAGUGAGUCUAUGUAUUGGAAAUAUGAUGAAGAAGUAGGUCUCGUUGAACCUGACUACCCUCGUGAUAUGUCUAUGUGGUAUGGCGUUGGAUACAAUAUUGACAGCGUAUUUCAAUGGAAAGAUGGUAAAACUUACUUCUUCAAAGGCAAAGGUUAUUGGAAGUUCAACGACCUACAUAUGCAAGUGGAACACGAGAGACAAAAACCUUCAGGGCCACACUGGAUGAAUUGUCCUUCAGAACGAAGCGCACGGCGGGAGCAAGAGCGAUAUCUGCCCGCACCCGGCUCCACUAUGCGAUCACCUAGUUCUGCGCCAUUAUCAAUAAAUAUCAGUAAAUUCCAACCGUUAUUGUCGUCUGUUGCCAUUAUACUCACAAGGUAUAUUUUCUUUAUGAUAUAGUUCAAUGAAAUGGUUCCCAGUUAGAUAUGUUUUGUAAUUAAUUACCUAACAUUACGAGUUAAAGAAAACAUAUUAUAUACCUUUUAUGUGAUAAUCGUAUUGUGUCAGAAACUAUGUUGACGAUACUGGCAACAGCAUGAUAUAGCACGAGAUGGCGCAUACGACGUCUUAUUGUUUGGAGACGGGAAGCUAGGACCUACUGAUUUAGAUAGAAGGACAAUGCCUGAACUAAAGUGUAGUCGUAUUCUAUUUUAAAACAUUUUCCUUGCGACUUUGUCUGGCACUAAAAUUCAGAAAAUAAAAAGUAUAUCGUUGCAUUAAAUAAUACACAACAGUAAUAUAUCUACUGUUUUGUCCUGUAUAUGACUGCUAUAAUAUUAAAUAAUUGAGUGCCACUUUUGAUAGUCCUAAGUUGUUCGGUUAAAUUCACACAUUUAUUAGCUAGUUAAAAUGUGUGCAACAUGUUGUACCUAACUACAUAUCGCUACUAUUGAUAUGGUUUAGAAUUACAGAAUAGGUAACUAUUGCGCAAAUAAUGCACUGCCUAUUUUAGUAUUAAAUUGUAAUAUAUAAAUUUAUGUAAACUUAAUAGAAUAAUUUUAUUCUAGUGAUGAUGCAUUUUAAUAUUUGUUUGAGAUGUUUAUGUACAUUUUGAUCUCAAUAUGAUCGCGUGUUUGGUUUGUUAAUGACUUGUAAGGUAUAUAACACCAUUCAUUUAGCUUUUGUACAGUUUGUAUUGUCCGUCGAUGUCAGUAUAUUUAAUGUGUGCAUUUUUCAAUUAAUCUUCUUAAUAUGUAAUAUAUGUAUUUUUCACAAUAGGUGACAUACCGUUUAAAUUCUUUCAUUAUAGAUUUAAUAGUUACUAAUCACUACGACUUUCUGUAGCAUUUUUAUAAACAUGUUAAAUAAUUCGUCUUCGACGAAAAUCAUUACCAUUACAAAUAAAACUCAGAUAUAUUACACAAAGAUAUCUACAAUGCCUUGACUAAUAAAUAUAUUAAUCUAAUUUAAUAUCAUAAUUGUGUGAUAUUAUUAUCAUAAUUUGAAAAACGUAGUGUUAAAUUGAUAGGUAACUAUCUCUUAUGCUGGUUAAAAGAGGUACAUAUAAUCUGUAAUUGUAAUAUAUUGGGAUAUAUAGUAUAUAAACUAUAAAUAAAAUUAGAUAUAUGUAAUGUAUUAAAAGGUUAUAGAGGUCAUCAACUGACUAAUGUGGCUUCAGCUUGUGACUUGAACUGGUAUAAUCUGGUAGUUUCGUAGAGGUAUAGACAAAUAUAUUUUAACAGUAUGAUGAAAUGAAAAGGAUUUUUAAAAGAGAAUCAAAGAGGUUUUUGUA
Messenger RNA from Achroia grisella, 4511 nucleotides. Its product is annotated as matrix metalloproteinase-14-like. Gene Ontology annotation, cellular component: extracellular matrix. The record is from RefSeq and is a predicted model, not a curated record. Gene Ontology annotation, biological process: extracellular matrix organization; proteolysis; collagen catabolic process. Bases 611 to 3178 code for a protein of 855 amino acids. Lineage: Eukaryota; Metazoa; Arthropoda; Insecta; Lepidoptera; Pyralidae. The transcript has 12 exons. Gene Ontology annotation, molecular function: zinc ion binding; metalloendopeptidase activity.